This is a messenger RNA of Guillardia theta CCMP2712, 1099 nucleotides long. RefSeq lists its product as hypothetical. Lineage: Eukaryota; Cryptophyceae; Pyrenomonadales; Geminigeraceae. Gene Ontology annotation, molecular function: snoRNA binding. The transcript is spliced from 5 exons. The coding region runs from base 1 to 918 and encodes 305 amino acids. The record is from RefSeq and is a predicted model, not a curated record. Gene Ontology annotation, biological process: pseudouridine synthesis; ribosome biogenesis.
AUGCGUGUACGACUCGUGUUGCUCGCUUGUUGUGCUGUGCUCGGGGCGAGCACAGUCUGUAGCCCAGUGCACUCAGAGGCUGGAGGGGUAGCAGGAAACGAAUGCCUGCGCUUGAGAGGAGGGGCGGAUUCAGGGGAGAACAAAGGCCAGAACAAGAGGAGAUUGAAGCUGAGGUACUGGAGGGACGAGCUCGGGUUCCGCGUGUACACCUCCAAGAAGAUCGAUCCGAAUGGCUUCCCGACAUACCCCGCGCACCCUCCCCCGUUCCAUCCAAGUGUGAGGAUGAGGUGCAUGUUGAGAGUUGCUCUGCAAGAGAUCAGGAAAGAGAGGAUGACGCGUCUUCCUCCAGACGGCAUGGACUUCGAGGGGGACGCACUUCCCCAAGAGCUCUUCAGGUCGUACCUGUUCAGGAAGGCAAGAGGUCCCACUACGUCAGACGUUCCUCUUUACUCCAGCGAUCAUGAUGAGCUAGUGACCAUCGACGAGUUCCUCAAGUUGAAGGCGGCUGCUUGGGAAGACACGGAGGGAGGCAAGAGGGGGGAGGAGGAGGACGGAGGAGACUCGGGCACUGUCUUCGCAGACUACAGCGAGCUGAUGAAGAGAAACGUGACAGUGAUUGACGGGAACACGACGAGCUACGUUGAAUUGAGCAUGCAAGUUCUUCAUGGUGCGGAUCAAGGAGACGGCAGGGAGGGAGGAGAAAGUGAGGGAGAUGCAGAAGAAGGAAUGGUUGAGGAAGGAGACGACAGGGGAGAGAAACUUUCGGAACAUGCUGCUGACGUCGCUACCACCAACAGACUUGAGAAGAAAUCUCUUGGCAAGAAGGAGGGGAAACUAAAGGAGAAAACAUCAGUGAAAGGAGAAGGACUGUCGCUGAAAAAGAAGAACAGGAAGCAAAGAACGCCGAAGGAGAGUUGAUGAGUUGAUGGAAUGAAUUGAAAGCCCUCGUCGCAUCUGCAUCAUCUCAUUGCCCGGCAACAUCCGGUCCCUCGUGGGUGUAAUGAUCUGUUUCUAGCAUGUCACCAAGACAUGUUGAGAGUUCAAGAUCUUGUUGGUUCAUGUGUGAAGGAGCGAAGCAUGCGUAAAAAAAAAAGAUGUC